CUGGGUCCGGCCACGGCCCGAGGGGGCUCUGGGGACGUGGGCGGGGUCUCGGGCACGGGACGGAGAGGGUCCCGGGGGCCGGGCUGCGGGGUUCUGAGGGGUGGGCGGGUCCCGGGGCCGGGCUGCGGGGUUCUGAGGGGUGGGCGGGGUCCUGGCACCCGGGCUGCGGGGGUUCUGCUGAGGUGGGCGGGGUCCCGGCGCCUGGACUGAGGGGUCCUGGCAUGGUGGGUGUGGCCGUGGACCCUGGGGCCGAGGGAGUCCAGGGGUGGUGGGCGCAGCGUCUGAGGCGGUCCUGGCGUGGCGGGCCGGGUCCUGGGCACAGGGGUUGAGCCCGGUGGGCGUGCGCCUGGGACCGCAUACCCGGCCUCUGGAAGGUGGACAGGGUCUGGGGAGUGGGAGGGGCAUCCUGGGCCCUCGGUGGGCUGGGCCCAUGUUGUGGUGGGGAUUCCUGGCUGCUGCCCACCCCUCCUGCCUCCUGUCCUGGGAACAGCAGUCCAGCGCCCAGCACUGCCUCCCCCCCUCCUUCCCUCCCUCCCUCCCUCCCUGUGGUCCUGCAGCUCUGCCGGUCAGUGCGUGCGGGGCUGCAGCAGACGGGGGCUCCUGAGGCCCGGGCUGCUGCUUCUGCAGUGGUGGGCUGCUGUGAGAGACCGGGUACCCCAGUGAGCCUGAAGUGACCCGAAAGGGACAUGAAGCUCACUGCAGAGGGAGUGGGCGCAGAUGGCUAGGGGGGAGCACCCGGCCAUGGCCGAUUUUGCCUGCCUGUCUUGUCUGGCCACUAGGCUGUCCGUGGUGUGGCAAAGCUCUACUCGGCCCCGCAUGUUGGACUGACGGUUCCCACCCAGGGGUAGUGCUGGUGGCAGAGCACACGGUGAGGCCCUUGUCCGUGUCUGUCCAGAUUAUGCAGGACAAGCCCCUGGAGAAGCCGUUGAAGCUGGUCCUUAAGGUUGGGGGGAGUGAAGUGACCGAACUCUCGGGAUCCGGCCACGACUCCAGUUACUACGACGAUAGGUCAGACCAUGAGCGAGAGAGACACAAAGAGAAGAAGAAGAAAAAGAAGAAGAAGUCAGAGAAGGAGAAGCGACUUGAUGACGAAGAAAGAAGGAAGCGAAAGGAGGAAAAGAAGCGGAAGCGAGAGAAAGAACACUGUGACACAGAGGGGGAGGCUGACGACUUUGAUCCUGGGAAGAAGGUGGAGGUGGAGGCACCCCCUGAUCGGCCAGUGAGAGCCUGCCGGACACAGCCAG
This is a messenger RNA of Oryctolagus cuniculus (rabbit), 1244 nucleotides long. The record is from RefSeq and is a predicted model, not a curated record. Lineage: Eukaryota; Metazoa; Chordata; Mammalia; Lagomorpha; Leporidae.